Strongylus vulgaris is the source of this 249-nucleotide messenger RNA. The record is from the annotation of a GenBank genome assembly. NCBI's taxonomy places the organism in Eukaryota, Metazoa, Nematoda, Chromadorea, Rhabditida, Strongylidae.
AUGACAAAUGGACCAGUACAGUCAGCAUUUGAUACCUAUACGGAUUUUCGCAACUAUACAGGAGGCAUUUACGAAGUUGGUCAUGCCAUCAAAAUCAUUGGCUGGGGAAAAACGGAAAACGGAACGAAGUACUGGACCAUUGCUAAUUCCUGGAGCGUCGACUGGGGAGAAAAAGAUAGUGUUUCGAAAAAAAGGAUUAACUAUUGGCAGACCUCAGCGGCAGGUCGGCGUGCAACUGGGAACCGUUGA